GCCCUCAAGCUGCCAGUGUCGAUAGGGCCAUUCAGAAACAGAAAUGAUGGGUUUAGUACGGUUAUUUACGGUGAUAUUAUUGGCUGCAGCAGGUGCAGCAAACGCCAACUGUCCCACCAACAUCGCAGGGGAUGAUCUGGUUCCAUUUGGAAGCAGUUGCUACCAGUUUAUUCUCAACCAACCUAGCAGUUGGUACACAGCCGAGGAGGAUUGUGUGGCAAAGGGUGGUCAUCAGGUAGCCAUUAACAACUUCAUGGAGCAUUCCUUCGUUUGGAAUCAUCUGCAGAAUAUUGGUGGACAAGGCGAUCAUGGUAUAUGGCUUGGACUUACAGACCACGAUGGUACAGAGGGAAAUUGGCAUUGGGCCGACAACACUCCUCUCGGGUUCUCUAACUGGGCCCCUGGACAGCCAGGCGUGGUUGGUGGGUUGGAGGACUGUGUGAUGAUGGAAUUUAAGGAUGGACUUUGGCAUGAUUAUGUAUGUGAAGGAUUUUCGUUCUGGUCUGAAAAGCAUGGAUGGGUGUGCGAAUUCCCUUCGGUCUAGUCAUAAUGAUACAAUCUCAGUUAAGUGAGCGGGCCAUUUUAUUGCUGUGCAGCACCUUUAAAAGUAUUUUUGAAACUUCCCAUGCAUUUUCUCUUCUUAUGACCCAGAUACAACAAGUCAUUGUGUUUAAUUGGAACAACAACUUUACAAAGAAUAUAAAUAAACCUUCUUAAAUAUG
This is a messenger RNA of Mya arenaria, 722 nucleotides long. RefSeq names its product C-type lectin domain family 4 member G-like. The transcript has 6 exons. The coding region runs from base 44 to 544 and encodes 166 amino acids. The record is from RefSeq and is a predicted model, not a curated record. Gene Ontology annotation, cellular component: external side of plasma membrane. Lineage: Eukaryota; Metazoa; Mollusca; Bivalvia; Myida; Myidae. Gene Ontology annotation, biological process: biological process involved in interspecies interaction between organisms. Gene Ontology annotation, molecular function: carbohydrate binding.